UUAAGCAGUAUAAACUACAAACUUGAAGCUAUCUGUUUUCUUGAAGACUUUAUGCUAAAAUUGUAAUGAAAUUUAAGCUACAUUAAUAAAAGGAGAGAAAAUGGUGAAAAAGGAGGGAAAUGAAGGAAUAGAAGGGAAGACAAUAGUAGUGACUGGUGGUUUGGGGUUCUUGGGUGCAUCUCUUUGCUUAAAGCUAGUUCAAAAAGGCGCUUUCGAGGUUCGAUCCCUUGACGUUCGUAUAUCUUCACCAUGGUCUUCUCUACUCUCUCAAGCUGGUGUUGUUUCUAUUCUUGGGGACAUUACUUGCAAAAAGGAAGUCGAAAAGGCUCUACAAGGGGCAGAUUGUGUCUUUCAUAUCGCUUCUUAUGGUAUGUCAGGCAAAGAAAUGCUUCGGACUGCUCAAAUUAAUAAGGUUAAUAUUGAUGGUACUCGGAUUAUACUAGAUGUCUGUCUGAAAUUUGGGAUCAAGAGGCUUGUCUAUCUGAGUACUUGCAAUGUUGUGUUUGGAGGAAAGGAGAUUGUGAACGGAGAUGAAAACCUGCCUUAUCUGCCUCUAGGUGACUACUGCGAUCCAUAUAGUCGUAGUAAAGCUAUUGCCGAACAGCUAGUCCUCAAGUACAAUGGCCGUCCAUUCAGGGACAAUGGCGGAAAUUUUUACUCCUGUGCAGUUCGCCCUGCUUCUAUCUAUGGCCCAGGUGAAGACAACAUUUUCCCAAGGAUAGUGAAUUGUGCAAAAUUAGGUAUGCUGCUAUUUAAAAUUGGAAAUGCAAGUGUGAAAACAGACUGGGUCUAUGUAGAUAAUCUUGUAAGUGGUCUUCUGUUGGCAAGUAUUGGGCUUUUAGACGAGGUUUCUGGGAGAGAGAGGCACCCUAUCGCGGCUGGACAGUCUUAUGUCAUCUCAGAUGGGUCCCCAUCUAAUACUUUUGAGUUCAUUCGACCUCUGUUAGAAAGCCUGGAGUAUGGCGUGCCAAACGCCUCAUUGACUGUACCUUCUGCUCUUGUGUUCGGAAAGAUAUGUCAGGUUUUCUAUACCAUUCUAUAUCCAUUGCUCAGCAUCUCAUGGCUUCCUCAGCCACUAAUCCUUCCUGCUGAAGUGUACCAGAUUGGUGUAUCACAUUACUUCUCAUUGCAAAAAGCUGAGGAGGAGUUGGGAUAUUUUCCCGUUGUGAGUCCACAGGAAGGCAUGGAGACCAUGAUUUCGUAUUGGAGAGAAAGAAAGAGGCGAAAUAUAGAUAGUCCCAAGUUAUAUGCAUGGCUUUUUUGUGUGUUUGGGUUGUCUGGUCUUUUUAUAGUCAACUUCUUACCAGAUAUCGGUCCUGUGACGCUUCUCAGAGCCAUUGCUCUUCUCAUCUUCAGAUCAAUGAGGAAAAUCCGGAUAGUAUCGUGCAUUGUGGCAACUGCACAUAUAUCUGAGGCCAUUUUUGCAUGGUUCCUAGCGAAAAAGGUUGACCCUGCGAAUGCAAGAGGCUGGUUUUGGCAGACACUGCUUCUUGCAACAUUCUCAUUGCGUCUUCUGUUGGCUAGGGCAGGACCUUUAAGCUAGGGUGUGACCUCUUUGUAAAGAUUGUUUUACUUUAAAUUUGUUGCACUUAUAUACAGAUUACUUUUCCUACAGUCGAAAACAGAUUCAGAGAAAACAUAUUUUAGGAUUACUGACAAGGUUGCUAACAUAUUUUCUG
Molecule: messenger RNA, 1679 nt
Organism: Chenopodium quinoa (quinoa)
Lineage: Eukaryota; Viridiplantae; Streptophyta; Magnoliopsida; Caryophyllales; Amaranthaceae
Product: short-chain dehydrogenase/reductase family 42E member 1-like
Exons: 5
Coding region: 101-1543 (480 amino acids)
Biological process (GO): steroid biosynthetic process
Molecular function (GO): 3-beta-hydroxy-Delta5-steroid dehydrogenase (NAD+) activity
Source: RefSeq, a predicted model, not a curated record